GGGCGCGGGAGAAGGCGGGCGGGCCGGACAGGGACCGGCCAGGACCGGCCGGGCCCCCGGAGGAGGGAGGCAGGACCAGGCCGGCCCGAUGCCCGGAGCCCCUCGGGGCGGCCCCUGAGCGCGGGCGCCCGGCGGUGCCCGCCCUGCCCGGCUGGCACCAUAGCCCCGACGGCGCGGCCGGGCGGCCGGGCGCUCCCCAGGCUCCGCGCCGGGAGGAAGUGGCUGCUGGCGGCCGCCGCGGGGGUGGUGAUGCUGCUGGUCCUCGUCGUGCUCAUCCCCGUGCUGGUGAGCUCCGCCGGCCCCGACGGCCACUAUGAGAUGCUGGGCACCUGCCGCAUGGUCUGCGACCCCUACCCGGCCCGGGGCCCCGGCGCCGCGGCCGCCCGCCCCGUCGGGGACCCCCUGAGCGAGGCCCCCCCGCCCUCCACCCUGGUGCAGGGCCCGCAGGGCAAGCCCGGCCGCGCCGGCAAGCCGGGCCCCCCGGGCCCCCCCGGAGACCCCGGCCCGCCCGGCCCGGCCGGUCCCCCCGGCCCGAGGGGCGAGCCCGGGAAGCCCGGCCCCCCCGGCCUGCCGGGGCCCGGGGGCAACGGGGCCAUCAGCACGGCCACCUACACCACCGUGCCCCGGGCCGCCUUCUACGCGGGCCUGAAGAACCCGCACGAGGGCUACGAGGUGCUCAAGUUCGACGACGUGGUCACCAACCUCGGGAACAACUACGAUGCGGCCACCGGGAAGUUCACCUGCAACAUCCCGGGCACCUACUACUUCACCUACCACGUCCUGAUGCGCGGGGGCGACGGGACCAGCAUGUGGGCAGACCUCUGCAAGAACGGGCAGGUGCGGGCCAGCGCCAUCGCCCAGGACGCGGACCAGAACUACGACUACGCGAGCAACAGCGUCAUCCUGCACCUGGACGCGGGGGACGAGGUCUUCAUCAAGCUGGACGGCGGCAAGGCCCACGGCGGCAACAGCAACAAGUACAGCACCUUCUCCGGCUUCAUCAUCUACUCCGACUGAGCCCCCCCGCCCC
Messenger RNA from Ornithorhynchus anatinus (platypus), 1030 nucleotides. It is a transcript of the gene C1QL1, whose product is annotated as complement C1q like 1. Lineage: Eukaryota; Metazoa; Chordata; Mammalia; Monotremata; Ornithorhynchidae. The transcript has 2 exons. The coding region runs from base 250 to 1017 and encodes 255 amino acids. The record is from RefSeq and is a predicted model, not a curated record. Gene Ontology annotation, molecular function: protein binding.